Staurois parvus is the source of this 261-nucleotide messenger RNA. Lineage: Eukaryota; Metazoa; Chordata; Amphibia; Anura; Ranidae. The record is from the annotation of a GenBank genome assembly.
AUGCAGGGGCGGACUGACCAUUUGGAAACUCGGGCACUGCCCGAGGGCUCGGGGUCAGUAGGGGGCCCCAUGAGAUACCCCUGGUACCUUUUUCAUAGGCUUUUUUGAGUUUGGGCAAGGACACAGGGGCCCCAUGAUCCCCUACUGCCCGAGGGCCCCAUGAGUUGUCAGUCCGCCCUUGAGAAUAUGUAUGAGAUUUGAAAAUUGUAUUUGCUCAAGGCUUGCUGAGACAAUAAUUAUUUGACUUUCAGUAAAGCACAU